UUUCAUUUUGCUCCGGCUUAUUAUUGUUACGCGAGCGCAAGGUGCCUGGAAAGAUUCUGCAUUGUAUUUUUAUAUUGUUAUCAAAGAAAUUACCAAAAAUGUUGGCUUUACGCAAUACACAAAAGCUAAGCCUACGUGCAUUCCUGCCGACUACCAAAAACGUGGGAAUUCUCAGCUACUCCAGUUCUUCCCAGUCAAAAAACGAUGACGGUUCGUCCUCCUCUGACGAUGAGAAACGAACAAAGAAGCAGCGAAAGCCUGAAGAGAAGACUACAGAAACAGCGGCGCAACGAUUGAAUCGCUUAUUGGGCACAAUGCAAACGCAAACGGAUCAGCUGACUAGCACGGAAUUUCCUCGUCCCGGAGAUGCGAAUCGCAGACGCCGGGAGGCAAUAAAACAAGAUACUGCAACAAAUAAUGUUAUUACAGCAGCUAAGAAUAUUGCCAGCAUGUUGGGCACAAACGAGAAUGAGAAAAAGCAAACAGAAUCCGAAUUGUUGGCGAAGCUGUUGGGACACAGUCCCGAAGGCGGAUCAGAUGUACCACAAGGCGACGACAAGAAUCCAUCAGCAGGAGCUGCCGGUGGAGAGAAAGAGCUGAACUUGAGCGAAUUGAUUGUGGGCAUGAAAAUCGAUCGUCGGCAACAACCACAGCAGCAGGAGCCCACCCGUGGCGAGUAUGUGCGUCGCACCUUGGCAUCGCGCUCUAGGUCCUCGGGCGGGGACUUCACUUCACGUCGCCCUCAGCGACAUGUUAAACGCGAGGCGGAGACCUUUUCGGGCAGUGUCAAUUUGUAUGGCGGCGAGCCUUUGGGAAUUUUCACUAAAGGCGAUGUCAAACUUCAGGAAUCGCCAGACAUCCUUUCAACAUGGUCUAUGCUAACCGAUCACGAACUGAAACUACAUGCAGCACAUCCACCGGCAAACUAUUUUGAGCAGAUGAUUCAAUGGACGAAUCAAGGAAAAGUUUGGCGUUUUCCCAUUGACAACGAACAAGAUAUGAAGGAGGAGGUAAACGUUGACUUCUCGGAGCAUAUAUUUCUGGAGCAGCAUUUGGAGGGCUGGUGCCCCAAUAAAGGGCCCAUUCGUCACUUCAUGGAGCUGGUGUGCGUGGGUCUCUCCAAGAAUCCCUAUGUGACAGCACAAGAGAAAAAGGAACACAUUCUCUGGUUCCGCGAUUACUUCCAGGCCAAAAAGGACAUUUUGAAAGAUCUGAUUAGCAAGGAGGGCAGCGAUAGUGUUAAGAAGAUAACAACUUAAUUUGGAUGGCGUGAAAUAUUUGUUAAAAAUAUAUAUUUAUAUUUUAUUUCGCUUUA
Messenger RNA from Drosophila mojavensis, 1315 nucleotides. It is a transcript of the gene mRpS31, whose product is annotated as 28S ribosomal protein S31, mitochondrial. Gene Ontology annotation, cellular component: mitochondrial small ribosomal subunit. Lineage: Eukaryota; Metazoa; Arthropoda; Insecta; Diptera; Drosophilidae. Gene Ontology annotation, molecular function: structural constituent of ribosome. The transcript is spliced from 3 exons. The coding region runs from base 99 to 1259 and encodes 386 amino acids. The record is from RefSeq and is a predicted model, not a curated record.